Molecule: messenger RNA, 2034 nt
Organism: Doryrhamphus excisus (bluestripe pipefish)
Lineage: Eukaryota; Metazoa; Chordata; Actinopteri; Syngnathiformes; Syngnathidae
Source: RefSeq, a predicted model, not a curated record
ACAACCUCCAGCUAACCCGGAUUUAAUAGAGGAGUAAAAUGGACAGAAAACACAUACUCGACGGUGAUUAGUGCUGUUUAACUAUGAAACUAGAAGAGAAGGAACAAAGGAUUUGUACUACUGACGCGAGUGGCUGCCAAUCACGAGCAAAAGGAAUGCGCUAAAACGGGCGCUGCUUGAGACGUUAAAUCCGGAAACGUCUGAGCUGUACGUGCUGUACGUAUGACGUCACGGCGUCAGCUGGCCCAAUGUUUACAUCCGGCAGUGGUGUGUUACUGACUGGAUCCCCGAAAAAAAACAAGAGGCUGGUCACAAAGGAAACCACUGCCACAGACAAGAUCCAUCAGCGGUUCAUUAAGGCCUCUGCUGCUGUUUUUAACACCUCUGGGAACCACAAAGGCUGCAUUCACACCUAGCCGGGCUGCCAAAAGCAGGAUUUCAACAGCCCCAGAUUAAAAGCACCACAUUUGUUAACUACAGAAAAGCAACAAAGCACUGUUAAGAGCAUCAUGGGUGGAGCUGUCAGUGCCGGGGAGGACAAUGAUGAUUUGAUUGACAACCUGAAGGAGGCUUAUUACAUCCGCUCAGACUUGGUAGAGCGGGCUUUCCGUGCCAUUGACCGUGCCGACUAUUACCUGGAUGAAUACAGGGAGAACGCCUACAAGGACUUGGCCUGGCGACAUGGGAACAUUCACCUAUCAGCUCCAUGUAUCUACUCAGAGGUGAUGGAGGCCUUGGACCUCCACCCUCGUCUCUCAUUCCUUAACCUUGGCAGCGGGACCGGCUAUCUGAGCACCAUGGUUGGCCUCAUAUUGGGACCAUUUGGAGUGAAUCAUGGUGUGGAGUUACAUGCUGAUGUCAUAGAAUACGCCUACCAGAAGCUUGACUCUUUCAUCAAAACCAGUGACAGUUUUGACAAAUUCGAGUUCUGCGAGCCAUCCUUUGUGGUGGGCAACUGUCUGGAGAUCCCGCCGGAGAGCCGCCAGUAUGACAGAGUGUACUGUGGGGCAGGGGUGCAGAAGGACCAUGAGGACUAUAUGAAGAACCUGAUCAAGGUUGGGGGCAUUCUGGUGAUGCCUCUUGAGGAAAAGCUGACCAAGAUCACUCGCACAGGACCAAACAGCUGGGAGACCAAAAAGAUCAUUUCAGUGUCCUUUGCUCCUCUAGUGCUGCCCAAACUCAACAUGAAUGGCAAACCCAAAGCUGUCCCGUUACCAAAGUAUGAAGUGCAGACAUUACAGGAGCUCGCUCGUUUCUGCAUCCGACACACUCUGCAAGUGACCACAGAUCGAGAAAACCAAUCCCAGACCCGUGGCUCGUCCUUCAGCGUGGGCAGGGGUCUGGCUGUGGCCGGGCUACACAAGUACGGCCCUCGCUUCAAACGCCGCCGUGUUCAUCGACGCCGCUGCAACGCCCUCGUCUUGGCCACCCGUCAGGUCGUUGGCAGCAGUAUGAGUCCUGCAUCUCUGGACAGCAACAAUAACCAAGGAGGGAGGAUGGAGGAUGAAGAGGAGGCGAGGAGAGAAAUCAGGGGGAGCAGGAGGGUUGCUAGAGCAUCACGAGGGGUGAUGGUGGAGGAAGAGAUGGUGGAAGAAGAGGUUGAAGAGCAAGAGGAGGAGAAAGAGACGGGAGAGCUUCUUCGAGUCCAGCCUGCGAUUAACGUGCUGAGAGAGAGGAUCUUGGGCCUGCCGUUGCCCGAGCCUCUGAAGAGGUUCCUCUUGUACUACAGAAACAAGUGAUCUGAUCCUGAGUCAGCGCAAACAAGCCAGCAGAGACUGAAGCAUCCCUCCCACUUAUAGAAGGUAGGACAACAUGUCUUCACUUCACGUGUCUGCCUGAUGGAUCUAUGUGUAGAUUAUUCCUAUAUCCAACAUGUUUGAUCAUUGUGAAGUUGUGAUUUGCUGCUGAAUGUAUAUAAUCAUGGACAUUUUGUAUGAAGCAUCAAGCUUUGGUGUGAAUAAAUUGUGUUUUUUUUUGUAAAUUGAUCGGUAUUAUUGACUGCUGUAAUAAAACAGAUAAUACUAAAGACAGUCC